UGAAAUGAAAUAAAAUGUUGAAAAUAUUAAUUUUGUUGUUGUUAUUAUUAUUAUUAUUAUUAAAUAAAUGCAUCAUCAUAUCAUAUUGAUGAUGAUGAUGAUGAUAAUUAAUCACAAACAAGCAUAUCAAAAGUUAAACCUCUUAUUUUUUAUAAGAUAAGAUUAAUCAGGGGUAAAAAAUAAAAAAUACAUUUUAUUAUUUGUUGUUGAUAAAUUUAUUGAAAAGUAUUGCAUUUUAUAUCAGUAGACGAGUAUUAAUAACGAGUAUAUAUAUUCAAGUCAAGUAAAUAUCAGUAUCAAUAAUAGCAGCAAAUCAGCAGUAGCAACAUAAUAUAAUAAAUAAAAUGGCAAUGACCAAGUGUGCAAUUUUUAAUUUAAAAAACAUAAAAAUUCAAAUAAAAUCAUUAACAAGAGCAUCAUCAUCAUCGUCAUCAUUUUCACCAAGUACAAAACAAAAUGAAAUAAUAAAACGUGAUGAUACAUAUGGUGGACAUCAUUUUAAACCAUUACCAGUUGUAUUAGAAAAAGGACAUGGUGUUUAUUUAUGGGAUACUGAUGGUAAAAAAUAUAUUGAUUUUCUUGCUGGUUUUGCAACAUGUAAUCAGGGACAUUGUCAUCCAAGACUUGUUAAAGUUAUGCAGAGUCAAUGUGCAAAACUUCAUCAUACAUCAAGAGCCUAUUAUACUUCAUUGCAUGGUGAACUUGCUGAGUAUAUAACAAGAUUAUUAAAUUUUGAUAGAUUUAUACCAAUGAAUACAGGUGUUGAAGGAGGAGAUCUUGCAUUAAAAUUAGCAAGACAUUGGGCAUAUAAAAUUAAAAAAAUACCAAAUAAUAAAGCCACAAUAUUAUUUGCAAAUAAUAAUUUUUGGGGACGUUCAUUGGCAGCAAUAUCAGCAUCAACUGAGCCACUUAGUUAUACUGAUUUUGGUCCAUUUAUGCCAAAUUUUGAAAAAAUACCAUAUGAUAAUCUUGAUGUACUUGAAGAAAAAUUAAAAAAUAAUGAAAAUAUUUGUGCUUUUAUGGUUGAGCCAAUACAGGGUGAAGCUGGUGUUAAAAUACCAAAAGAUGGUUAUUUAGAGGGUGUACGUAAACUUUGUACAAAAUAUAAUGUAUUAUGGAUAGCAGAUGAAGUACAAACUGGCUUAGGAAGAACUGGUUAUCGUCUUGCAGUUGAUUAUGAAAAACAAAAACCAGAUAUAUUAAUUUUGGGUAAAGCAUUAUCUGGUGGAAUGUAUCCUGUAUCUGGUGUAUUAUCAAGUAAUGAGAUUAUUGAAAAUUUAAAAGCUGGUACUCAUGGUAGUACAUUUGGUGGUAGUCCUUUAGCAUGUUCUGUUGCAUUAGAGGCAUUGAGAAUAAUUGAAGAAGAAAAUUUAACAGAUAAUUCAAAUAAACUUGGUAUUAUUAUUAAAAAAGAACUUGAAAAAUUACCAAAAGAUAUUGCAAUUGAAUAUCGUGGACGUGGUUUACUUGGUGGUUUACUUAUAAAUGAUAAAUUUGCUGAUGGAUGGAAUGUUUGUUUAAAAUUACGAGAUGCUGGUUUAUUAACAAGACCAGCACAUGGACAACUUAUUCGUAUAUCACCACCACUUGUUAUUAAUGAACAACAAUUACGUCAAGGUCUUGAUAUUAUUAAAACAACAUUAUUAAAUUAUAAUUAAUCAUCAAUAUGUUUAUUUUUUUUAUGUCGUUUUAAACUAAAUGCUUGUGUAAAAAAUUCAUUACAUAUUAAACAUUUAAAUGAUUUAUAAGAUGAUGAUGAUGAUGAUGAUGAUGAAUUAUGUAUUGUACUUGUAUGUCUAUUCAAGUGUGAUAAUAAUUUAAAUGUUUUAUCAUCACAUAAUUUACAUUUAUAUGGUCUUGAUGAAUUGUGUAUAACUUGAUGAUUUUUUAAAUGACUUGAUUGUGUAAAUGUUUUAUGACAUAUUAAACAAUUAAAUGGUUUUAUUUUAGUAUGUGUACGUAAAUGUUCAUUAUAAUUACUCUUUUCAAUAAAUUUUUUAAAACAA
Molecule: messenger RNA, 2006 nt
Organism: Aphidius gifuensis
Lineage: Eukaryota; Metazoa; Arthropoda; Insecta; Hymenoptera; Braconidae
Product: ornithine aminotransferase, mitochondrial-like
Exons: 4
Coding region: 345-1658 (437 amino acids)
Cellular component (GO): cytoplasm
Molecular function (GO): pyridoxal phosphate binding; L-ornithine transaminase activity; identical protein binding
Source: RefSeq, a predicted model, not a curated record